Molecule: messenger RNA, 432 nt
Organism: Penicillium diatomitis
Lineage: Eukaryota; Fungi; Ascomycota; Eurotiomycetes; Eurotiales; Aspergillaceae
Product: arsenate reductase ArsC
Exons: 1
Coding region: 1-432 (143 amino acids)
Source: RefSeq, a predicted model, not a curated record
AUGGCAAAUACUUUGAGUGUCCUGUUCGUGUGUGUCCAUGAUGAUGGCCGCUCCCAAAUGGCUGCCGGCUAUCUUAAUUAUUUCUCGAGCGGCUUCAUCGAAGGUCGCUCCGCUGGAUCAGCACCUGCCCUAAUGCUCAACCGUGUCGUUGUGGAAGCUAUGCUCGAAGAAGGUAUCGACCUACUGGACCGAAAGCCUAAAAUUCUCACGGAAGAUGCCGUUAAGGCCAGCGAUGUUGUCAUCACAAUGGGCUGUGGUGACGCCUGUCCCUUUGUCCCUGGCAAGCGCUAUCUCUAUUGGCAGAUUGAUGACCCUGCUGGACGAGCUCUCGAUGCCGUGCGUCCUAUCCGCAAUGAAAUCCGUUGGCGCGUUGAGAAUCUUGUCAUUGCCGAACUUCAAGCUUCUGGCCGACAACAGUCGCAUGGAAGGUAA